AUGGCUAGAGUCCUCCGUUUUUCGUCGCUGGCCAACCGGCCCAGGCUUUUCCCCCUCAUUCUGUCAAUCGUCCUUUCAUCACAGGUAUGGCAAACCGUUAUGCACCAGAAUAGCGUCUCGUUCUUUCAGUGGGCAGACGCUAUCGCCCCUACCCAGUCCCGCCAACCGCUGACCGGCGUUGGGGUGGCAAAGCCCUUACGACAAGGUCAUCUUGGAUCCACCUCUGCAGCUUCUUCACCAGCCUCGGAGAAGGCAGCGUCGGGCUCGCCUGUCCUCCCAGCUGAUGUUGACCCUUUGAAAGCCGUCUCGUUUGCGGCGACGCGCUCGACUGCGAGCGCCGUCACAACGGAGUACCGUUGCUAUCGCGUGGAAAAAGGUUCGAAUGCCACAACUGUGGAGACAAGAGAAGAAGUAGUGGCGGAAGAAGACUGUCAGCGCGCAUGUCGAACCCGGAAAGACUGUACGCACGCCGUGUUGAACAAGGCGCAGCGUACAUGCCAGCUCAAAACUGGGUUUUUUGACGUCGCUGAUGGAGAUGCCGAUACAGUUUCCAUGCCGCGCAGUUGCAAUUCAAGUUGCCUUGCGAAGAAUACGCACGCGAGUGUAAAGGAACUGAUGAGCGCCAAAGUGAUGUAUAGCCCCUUCGAGUGCCUCAUCUGGUGCACAACGCAGGCUCAGUGCAAGUACUGGGACUACAAUAUUUUAAAUAGCAAGUGCUUCCUGAAGGGGGAAGGUUCACAGAAUCAAAAAAAGGAGUUUAUUGGUUCCGUUUUCGGCACAACUGAAUGGUGUCCGGAUGACGAUACCGCUACUGACUCCAGUGCUGCCCAGGGUUGGACCACCUCAGGCUCGUGUAUGCACCCGCAGAAUACUAAGGCCGGGGGGUCACCCUUCAAGGAAAUUGCGAACACGAGUAACGCUGACAUAUGCCAGAAGCAUUGCAAGAAAAUGCAAAGCUGCCGAUAUUUCACUUACGACCGAAACACAAAAUUCUGUGGUCUGUUCAGUGGAAACGCGUGGGAAGUGUCCGAGGCGGCAGGCUAUGUUGCUGGCCCCAGAUCGUGCAACCAGACUUGCUUCUUAGAGGGGCAGAAGUACCAGAAGGGAGAACUUUCCUCACAGUUGAUGUACAGCGCCCUCGAUUGCCAGGUCCUGUGCCAAACAGUGUCAGGCUGCGAAUACUUUUCCUUCACGAAAGCCACCAAAAUGUGUCAACUCUUCACCGGCGAUGCCAAAUCGACGGAGCUGGCCACUACGGGCUCGACAUCAGGACCCAAAGACUGGUGCUCCUGA
Messenger RNA from Neospora caninum, 1293 nucleotides. RefSeq names its product putative PAN domain-containing protein. Gene Ontology annotation, biological process: proteolysis. The transcript has a single exon. Bases 1 to 1293 code for a protein of 430 amino acids. The record is from RefSeq and is a predicted model, not a curated record. NCBI's taxonomy places the organism in Eukaryota, Apicomplexa, Conoidasida, Eucoccidiorida, Sarcocystidae. Gene Ontology annotation, molecular function: protein binding. Gene Ontology annotation, cellular component: extracellular region.